Aspergillus calidoustus is the source of this 1536-nucleotide messenger RNA. NCBI's taxonomy places the organism in Eukaryota, Fungi, Ascomycota, Eurotiomycetes, Eurotiales, Aspergillaceae. The record is from the annotation of a GenBank genome assembly.
AUGACGUUCGCCACUGAAGAAGGAUUGGGGCAGGUUCCAAGCUCAUUCGGACUAUGGAGUGCCAUCAGCCUGGGCUGGCUGAGUCUCAACGCGUUCGGUGGGAUGUCCUUUAUUUUGUUUGUGGGCCUCUCGGCCGGCGGGCUUCCUGCGAUUCUAUACGGCUUCCUCGGCUCGGGUAUUGCAAUGACCCUCCUCGUCAUGACCCUGGCGCAAUGCGCAGCAAGGUUCUCAACAGCUGGCGGUGCAUACCACUACUCCUGCUUCCUCACCCCGCCCAAAUAUCGACGACAGGUGGCCUACCCGCUCGGCUGGCUCAAUUAUCUCGGCUUAGUCUUUACGCACGCAGCGUGCUGUGCGAUUGUUGCAACUUCCACGCUCGGCCUAGUCAACCUGUGCCAACCUGAUUUCGACGUGACGACCCGAUGGCGUCUGUUUCUCGUCUAUCUGGCUGUUGUGGGGAUCUGCUGGAUACUUAACCUGCGGGGUCUCAAGAGUAUUCCUGCGCUGGAGCUCCUUGGAUGCUACGUUACCAUUAUCGCUUUUGUGGCAUAUACAAUCCUCCUCCUGGUCAAGGCACCCAAGGCGUCUGCACGCUCUGUCUUUGUGACACCGACCAAUGAGACCGGAUACGCAUCGACAUCGUUUUCAAUCGUGCUCGGACUAUUCACCAGCUUUUCCACGCUAAUGUCCUGCGAAGCAGCAUGCCACCUUGCGGAGGAGCUUCCAACGCCCAAGCGAUCUCUGCCUCGAAUCUUGAUUACCGUCAUUGUCUCCCAGGUCAUCGUCGGUGUGGUCUGGAUCCUUGUCUUGGGGUUCUCGAUUACGGAUUUGGAUGCGGUCUUGAGGACGCGCACGGGCAUCCCAGUGCUUGAACUCAUCAGGCUAGCAACCAGCAGCAAUGCGGCUGCCAUGUGCUUUGCCGUUGUUCUUAUCAUCAACAACGGCACGUCUGCGCUUGCGAGCGCCGUCGCGAUGAGCAGGCAGGGACUCAUCGAACGCUCCUCGGCGACCGAGAUCCCAAUGUGGUCCAUCAACCUCCCGUCGGUCCUGGUCGCUCUUAUCGGCCUAGUCUACCUCUUUUCCGACGCUGCCUUCAAUGCGAUUAUAGGCGGCCAGGGCGUCUGCAUGAUCAUCAGCUUUGCUUUCCCAGCCCUCACCCUCCUCGUCACUCGCGGACGGCUCCUACCGAGCAGCCCCCGAUGGAACCUGGGUCUCUUCGCAACCCCAAUCUACGUAUUUGUCGUUGGAUACGCGCUUCUGGUUAUUGUUGUUGCGUUGCUCCCGCAGAAACACCCAAUCACCGCCCUUAACAUGAACUAUACAAUCCUCAUCCUCGGCGCGCUACUGCUCGCCAUGGCGCUGUCGUGGUUCGUCGAAGGGCGGAGCUCGUAUGCGCCGCCGCUCGACACCGAGUAUGUACCCACGACGACAACCGUCAUCGAGGGUAACGCUCUUCCUGUCGGUGACGAGGAGCCAGCUGUGGAUGAUGCCAAGGGUGUCUCGGUGAAGGAUGUGAAGCAGACUAUCAGUGUGUAG